GGCGCAACUCCCGAGGAUCCACAGCCCGUACCUACUUAAGUCAAAGAUCCAUUUCUCUUCAUAUAUGUUUCUAUUUUUCCUACCCACCACCGCACAACUUGCCACAACUACUCACCUGCAUCCCUCCUGUUGAUUUCUUUCAGCUUCACAUAUACAUAUCAAACAUUUUGCUAUCAUGUCUGCCGCCUCUACCGCCCCAUCCUCCCCUGAGGUUGUCCAGCAGUUCUCUGACCUCGAUAUCGGUUCUACCGUCACAACCCCAGCGGUGACCCGUCCUUCUUCUCCCUCACCUCCAUCACUCCCUCCGUCUCCGCUUUCCAGUGGGAAGCACAAAAUUGCCGUUAUCGGUUCUGGGUCGUGGGGAACUGCUCUCGCCAAGAUUGCUGCGGAGAAUGCCUGGCGCCGCAAAGAGGACUUCCAUUCUGAGGUUAGGAUGUGGGUGCGUGAGAAGAUUGUGAACGGCAAGCCUCUUACGCACGUCAUCAACAAAACGCACCUUAACUCGCGAUAUCUUCCCGAUGUCGUUCUUCCUCGGAACCUUGUUGCCGUUCCGCAUCUUAAAGACGUCGUUAAGGAUGCGACUCUCAUCGUCUUUGUCGUACCUCAUCAGUUCCUGCACACUGUUCUUAAUGAACUCGCCAGACCCGGCGUUCUUUUACGCGGUGCUAAGGCUGUUACCGCCAUCAAAGGCGUGGAGGUGAACGGUACCGAUAUUCAGACUUUUGCUAGCUUGAUUGAAGCCAAAGUUGGGUUGCCGUGCUCAGCCUUGAGCGGUGCCAAUAUUGCUCUUGAAGUGGCCAUGGGUCAAUUCUGCGAGACUACUAUUGGUUGCCCUACACCCGACCAAUCUCUGUUAUGGCACGCCGUCUUCAACUCGCCUUCUUUCCGAGUCAAUACCGUGGAAGACGUCAGCGGAGUGUCUCUUGCCGGUGCACUUAAAAACGUAGUAGCACUCGCUGCUGGUAUGGUGGACGGCUUGGGAUUAGGAGGUAACACCAAAGCUGCCAUUAUGCGAAUCGGGCUGAAGGAGAUGACCCAAUUCUGUUUGGAGUUCUUUGAGGGCGUUCGACCUGAAACCUUUUCCAACGAAUCUGCAGGCGUCGCUGAUCUCACCGUCACCUGUUUCUCAGGCAGGAAUCGAAAAUGCGCUGAAGAGUUUGUCAGAUCUGGGCAGCCAUUUGAUGUUGUUGAGAAGAAGUUGCUCAACGGUCAGAAACUUCAAGGUACCGCCACAGCCGAAGAAGUCAAUGCGUUCCUUUUUGCGCGAAAGCGUGCUCAUGCCUAUCCGUUGUUCGAAAAGGUAUACAAGAUUGCUUUCGAGGGCAUGCCCCCAAAGAACCUUGUUGUGGGGUUAUAAAGUACUUUCAGCAAGGGGGACAAGACGGUGGAUAGUAGUGUAGCCAAUUAUUGAUUAUUAUUUUCACUCAAAAUUGCAGCCAUUAGACCAAUGAUAGAUUUUCAUAGAUUGCACAAAAUCUUUAUACCUUUCCUCGCCAGUCAUCGGGCUGCGAAACCAGUUUCAAGCAUGUCAAGAAGGAGCAACCAACAGUGUGCCACCAAUUUGCGUAUUCCGAUGUGAAUGUGAAUAAUGGGCAGAGUUGAGCUAUUGUUGAGCGUUAUGUAACCUCCCAGUUUUCUGACCACCAAUGGGCACUUUCCGCUCGGGGCGUCUGAUUCUGAGAGUAAUCAAACCAAUUUGCUUUAAUUUAAUUAGCCUAUUUCGACUUAAGUGCCUGCAUCAAGAGAAUAUCUUACCUACGUACUGUUGACUACUCGUCGUCUACUAUGAGACCUGUUUCAUCUUGCCAACACUUAAUGUUUCUAAACUCCCUCAUGAAUCUCUACGUAGCUGGUGGUCGCUGCAACAACGGGCAAGAUAUCAAGAAUAAGACACCAAGUACCUGAUAAUUGUUACUGAG
Cryptococcus deneoformans JEC21 is the source of this 1919-nucleotide messenger RNA. RefSeq names its product glycerol-3-phosphate dehydrogenase (NAD+), putative. Gene Ontology annotation, biological process: carbohydrate metabolic process; glycerol-3-phosphate catabolic process. The transcript is spliced from 5 exons. Gene Ontology annotation, molecular function: protein homodimerization activity; NAD binding; glycerol-3-phosphate dehydrogenase [NAD(P)+] activity. The record is from RefSeq and is a predicted model, not a curated record. Lineage: Eukaryota; Fungi; Basidiomycota; Tremellomycetes; Tremellales; Cryptococcaceae. Bases 176 to 1357 code for a protein of 393 amino acids. Gene Ontology annotation, cellular component: glycerol-3-phosphate dehydrogenase (FAD) complex; nucleus; cytosol.